Molecule: messenger RNA, 3891 nt
Organism: Doryrhamphus excisus (bluestripe pipefish)
Lineage: Eukaryota; Metazoa; Chordata; Actinopteri; Syngnathiformes; Syngnathidae
Gene: lhfpl7
Product: LHFPL tetraspan subfamily member 7
Cellular component (GO): membrane
Source: RefSeq, a predicted model, not a curated record
GUGACAAGCAUUUCGUGGACGCCUGUGCCACAUUUGGGUCCUUUCGCUACCCGAGUAGGACACUACCUGACUUGGGCGGAAGUACCAGCCCACCCGACUAGCCGCCGCUGGUGCGUGUUUUUUUUGGGUUUGUUUCAUCACUCCAAGAAGCAGUGGGAGCACGCACGCUGUGCGGGACUUCCACGGCGGAGAUGGAGUGCUGCUAAGGGGCGCAAGUAGACUUUGGUAUCCAUGAGGUCCAAAUGCAUUGGCUUCUAGGACGGGAGAAGAAAGAAAAAGGGGAAGAAGAAGAAGAAGAAGAAGCGGGGCGUGGGAGCGGUCUGUGUACGGGCUUUCCGCCCCACGCUGCCAACAUGUUCAGCUGCGUGGGCUGCUUCUGGGUGCUCCUUUCCUCCGCCCUGGUCGCCGUGUGCAGUUUCAGUUUCAUCUCCCCUGCCUGGAUUGUGAAGGAGCAGCUGAGGAACAACCAGCACCACCAGCAGCACCACCAUCACCACCACCAGCAGUCCGGCAAGGACUCGGUGAGCUUCGGCUUGCUGUGGCACUGCUCCGAGUCUCUGGAUCACAUGUACCGGUGCUACACCUUUGGAGGGCUGGGCAGAUUUGCGGAGAUCCCGUCCAGUUCGUGGCAGACCAGCGCAGUGCUGUGCUCGGGAGGGUGCGCUCUACUCGCCGUCAGCUCCCUGUUGGCCAUCAUCACCAUCUUCCUGCCCAGCGGAGGAUGCGAGAGGAGGAUCUGCACCCUGGCGGGAUACAUGCAGAUGGCUUCAGUUUUCAUCAUGGCUGCGGGACUGCUGGUCUACCCAUUCGGGCUCAACUCUUCCCUGGUCAGAUCAUUCUGCGGAGACUCUGACAUCUACAAUGCUGGCGAGUGCCAAAUGGGCUGGGGGUACAUGUUGGCCAUUGUCGGGGUGAUGCUCACCGUCUUUUUGCCCUUUUUUGCCAAAUAUGCACCAAAGGAGCAGCUGUCUCCCACCCCUUUGCCCACGCUCUUAUAGUUUGGAUUUUGACCGCCGUUACACUUUCUCUGAGCUGGAUUUCAUGGAAAAGCAACCGGGAUUUUCCAACGGUGAUGCUGUCUGGGAAGCCUGUGGUCAUCGUCAUCCUACAGUACAUGUUUGGAGUGAAAAUAGGUCCCUUGUGCUUCGUCUAAUAAACUAAUAAAUGACCCAUCUUCCUGGCUAUGCUGUGGAAAAAUGGAAGGACUUUUGAUGUGAUGAUUUAUUGCAGCAUUUUUGUGUGUGUGUGUUUUGUAUUCCCUUCUUCUGUUGAACUAUUCCGAGACUGGAAAAUUGUGUGCACAAAGAAGCCGCUUCCAGUUUUUUCACUGACGCAAUCAAUUAUUCAGCAAAGCGCUUCAACUGUAAAUAUGAACGAACUGACUUCUAAAAAUGGUGAACUCAAAAAGAGGCUUUCAAAGACGCUACUUUUUGUUGGAUUUUGAUGUGUCUCCUUCAAGGACAUCAGUAAAAACAUGAAGUGAUGUUGUCCAAAAUGUCAUCCUUUCCCCUUUGAAUUAUUUGUGUACGUAUAUCGCUUGUUCAAUGUAAGUCGUUCCCUCUUGUCUACAGAAAUAAUACUUCAGGACAAACAGGACUGCAAAAGGCAGGGAGAUGAUGAAGGGAUUUUGUCAAAUUGCAUGAGAACUUUGUAAAUGGUAGAACUGCUCUAGAUUUUAACGUGACGUGACCAACUUGUGCCUUUCAAUAUAACAAAGACAAAGUUAAGUACAAAUAUCAGGUUGCCAUCUCAGACAUUUUGGCAUUUCUGCUGAAAAAAAGGGAGUCCUGUUCUGUGAAGUUUUUUUUUUUUGUUUGUUUGUUUUUUGCUUUCCAUUUAUGAUGCAGUAUGAUUUCAUCGACAUGGGAAAACAAUCUUUGAACAAAAAACACUUCAUAGGAACGUUUUAUAAUCCUUGGAACCACAAGAAGCAAAACAAAUGCUGUAUUUUUCCCAUUCGUUAUGUCACGAAACAUUCCAUCUAAGCAUCGGGACGCCAGUCGCAAGUAGAAAGAAGUUUUACAAAUGAAAAAAACAUUUCUUAUUGUUGAGCAAAUAUGUCAUCAUCCGUAUGACGCGAUGCUACUUCACUGUCCUUGCACACUGCCAACUCAUCUAACUCGUCUAACAUUUAUUCGUGUUAAACGCAGCACUUUUAGGGGGAAUUUUACACAUCAUCCACAAUCUCUGUGAGACCACAACACGUCUUUCCCUUUUCUUUGUGUUUUCACUAUGAAUGCAAUGUCAUUGGGAUUCACCUAUUUCGCUUAUAACACCCUCGAAAAACAUCCAAAAACCGAUGCUCCAUGCUGUGAUCUGUAUAUUAAUCCAGUAUACAGUGAUAUUGUUACCAGUAUGUACUGUAGCUAUGUGCUCCGUGGACCAGAAUCAAUAUCAUGGUGACUUAAGCGUCUUUUCCACUUGAUUCUGGGUACGUUGGGGGAAACAUGUUUCUACCACCGCAGGUUUAGUUCACGCUAACGAUUCUUCAUUGCGACGCAAUCCUUUGGAGCAGUGUCCUCCUCGCCAGAUACGCCAAGCCUUCCCCAACCAAGGCUAACACCGUGUGCCACUCGGUGCUGCAGAAACGCCAACAAGUCAUGCCGAGCCCGACUCUCUCGGCCCACGUCUGCGCCAACGUUUCACCCUCUCUUUUUGCCUGUCCAGGCUACUCAGGAUCAGAAAGAUAAGGCUGUCCCCAUAUGUCCCAAAGUAGUCAUCGUUGGCUCUCGUAGAGUCUGCCAUGACGGAUCGUAAACACAGAACGUGUUCUCUAUGCUCGUGGUGGUGACAGAAGUAGCGUUAGUUAGGAGCUAUGUGCUCCGUGAAAUCAAUCCGGUAAUGCUGACCAAAAGUACUGUAAGUAGUAUGUAUCUAAAAUGUUGUUAGAAGCUUAUGGAUGUUUUUUAGAGGGUUUCACGGGUAAAGUAGGUGAAUCCAAGUUCCCUCGUUAUUAUUAGGAAAGCUGCCAGCACGAGGCAGCUAUGUACGACACGGGUCCCCAAGCACCGGCGGCGGGAAACGUUCAGGCGCAAAAAUCUCACAUUGUUUGAUGGUCCUUGAAUGCGUCGUAGUUGUUUGCAUGUGUUCACGUUCUAGUGCACAACCUCAAUUUACUCAAUUUACGCUAGCGAGUGUGCUACCGGACACGUCAAACAGCGAUAUUUGUUUAUUUCAUUGUAUUCAACCUUUAUUUAUCCAGGUAAGGCAAUUGAGAACAUCUGCAAUGCCAACCUGACCAAAAGGUCUUAUUAUAAAAACUUAGCGACCGCUGCUCUAGAUCGCAAAGUGAAAGACGUGUUCUUGUCUCACACAGGGAUUGUGAUGAUGAUGGACACUUUCCUUAAACUUCCAACAUGUGUGUAGAUUCUCAGUCGUCGCUCCCCCAAAGAUGAGUGCCCACUAAUGAGCUGCAACUACAACUCUAUUGUACCACAGACAUAAAUACCGAAGAAGCAUUUUGGACUGGAACGUCCAAUUCUCCAUUCAACCAUUGCGGUUUAACUAUGCCCUACCCUGACAUCAACAAAUGACUGUCAUGUAAGGCUGCCAUAUUUUGAAAAAAAAAGGUUGUGAAAGAUACCAGUUUGGACCUCAUACUGGGACAGAUUGGUGUUAUCGCACUGGUCUUUUUCCCCUUUCUUGUUUGAACCACUGUGUGUAAAGUCUCAGCACUGGUGUUUUUGGUAGAUACUUUGCUUUUUAUCCCCCCCAUUGUGAUGUUUGACUGUACAUAAAAUGACUGUACUUUAUAUAUCAUGUCAGUCUUAACUGCCUGUUUUUGAAAGUUGUAUUUUGAGAGAUUACCUCAUUGUGGUUGCUUUAUCGGAAUUCAUCUCUUAACAUUGUUUGAUGGUCUGUGAUUUUCUUUGUAAUAAAAAAUAAUUCUAA